This is a messenger RNA of Paraglomus brasilianum, 278 nucleotides long. The record is from the annotation of a GenBank genome assembly. NCBI's taxonomy places the organism in Eukaryota, Fungi, Glomeromycota, Glomeromycetes, Paraglomerales, Paraglomeraceae.
AUGUCUCCAUACAAAAAACUUCCACAAAUCUCAACCAACAUUUUAAACGACUUUACAUAUAUCACUGUUGUGGGAGCCAUCAGCGGAAACCCACACAUAACUGAAACGGCUAUAUCAUACGACAUUGCAGUCUCCCAAUAUGUCAAAACCGCAUCACAAGGCGCAUAUGAAACUUUUAUAAUUACGGCCUUCCACUCCCCCAAAAAUAAAUACCUUCUCAGCCAUACAAACGUCUACCAUCUAGGCAGUCGAAUCAAAAUCGACGGUGCACUCGAAUU